Coturnix japonica (Japanese quail) is the source of this 1782-nucleotide messenger RNA. The record is from RefSeq and is a predicted model, not a curated record. NCBI's taxonomy places the organism in Eukaryota, Metazoa, Chordata, Aves, Galliformes, Phasianidae.
CCCACCCCGUCGGCCUCUGCCCAGCGCUGCCCCCGAGCGAUGGGGCUCCCGCUGCCCCGGGCCCGCAUCCCACCCCGGGCUGAGGGAGCGGCUCCGGCUGUUAAAGACAGACGCAAAGACGGCACGGAGACCCUCCCCCUGUCCUCAGCAACAUCGUUCCCUGUUGAACACAAUAAAGCACGAGGGUUUUCCUCGUUCCUUUUGCUUCCCUGUGCCCACGUGAGCCGAGCAGGGGCAGUGUUGCCAGGGUGAAAGUCCACAAUGGGAGCCAUGAUGUGCCAGCCCUCAAACGAGCGCAGCAGGGCCGGAGCCAUGUCACGCCGAGCCUUCACCCUCCUCAUCCUACUCGUGCAGGACGUGGCGCUGAGCUCUCAGGCAGAUGUGCUGACCUUCCCCAAGCACGACUCCGGCUUCCUCCGGAGGCAGAAGAGGGACUGGAUCAUCCCCCCCAUCAGCUGCCUGGAGAACCACCGGGGCCCCUACCCCAUGAGGCUGGUGCAGAUCAAAUCCAGCAAGGACAAGGAGUCCAAGGUGUAUUACAGCAUCACGGGGCAGGGAGCGGACAGCCCGCCCGUGGGCAUCUUCAUCAUCGAGCGUGAGACGGGGUGGCUGAAGGUGACGGAGCAGCUGGACCGGGAGAAGAUCGAUCGCUACACCCUCUUCUCCCACGCCGUGUCAGCCAGCGGGCAGCCCGUGGAGGACCCCAUGGAGAUCAUCAUCACGGUGAUGGACCAGAACGACAACAAGCCCGUGUUCGUCAAGGAGGUCUUUGUUGGCUACAUCGAGGAGAACGCCAAGCCAGGCACCUCCGUGAUGACCGUGAACGCCACGGCGGACGAUGCGGUGAAACACGGACAACGCAUCGUCAGCUACUCCAUCGUCAGCAGCAGCGCCCAGCCCGCACCCCAGAUGUUCACCAUCGACCCGGCCAAGGGCGUCAUCAGCGUGCUGGGCACAGGGCUGGACCGGGAGGUGGACACUCCCAACUACACGCUGAUUGUCCAGGGCACCGACCAGGAGGGCAAGGUCUGUUCCAACACCGCCACGGCCAUCAUUGAGGUCAGGGAUGCCAACACAACAUUCCGUCUUCACCCCACCAUGUACGAGGAGGCGGUGAAGAGAACAAGCGCGGGUAUGGAGGUGGCCAGGCUGACGGUGACGGACCAAGACGCACCCAGGCUCCCCAGCUGGCAAGCCGUUUACCACAUCAAGAGCGGGGACCAGGAUGGUGCCUUCAGGCAUUACCACCGACCCAGGACCAACAAUGGCAUCCUGAGGACAGCCAAGCGUCCUGGUGACUGUCUGGACGUGAAUGAGCCCCCGUCUUCAUGGCCCCUGUCAAGAGGGUGGAGGUACCAGAGGACCUACCAGUGGGCACGAGGUUACAUCCUACACGGGCAAAGACCCCGAAACAGGGACAUGAGACAGAAAAUCACUACAUACAAGGCCAUCAUCCUGGCUGUGGACAAUGGGGUGCCGGAUAGCACCGGUACGGGGACGCUGCUGCUGCUCCUCCAGGAUGUGAAUGACAACGGGCCCACCCCAGAGCCACGGUCCUUUGAGAUCUGCAGCCGGCAGCCUGAGAAGCAGGUGCUGAGCAUUGUCGACAAGGACCUGCCCCCACAUACCUACCCCUUCACAGUAGCACUGGAGCAUGGUUCCAGCCAGAACUGGACUGUCAGUAUAAUAAGCCAAGGUAAGUGCUGUGGGGUGCAGGACACUGAGCAAGGGCCAGAUCCCAGCUACUUCUUUCUGUGCUACCCUGAAUGCCACCAGCACUGA